Molecule: messenger RNA, 876 nt
Organism: Penicillium oxalicum
Lineage: Eukaryota; Fungi; Ascomycota; Eurotiomycetes; Eurotiales; Aspergillaceae
Exons: 1
Coding region: 1-876 (291 amino acids)
Source: RefSeq, a predicted model, not a curated record
AUGGUUGGUUUCAGAGUCUCGUACCUGGUUCUCCUCGUCUGUUGGGGAUUUGGCGUAUUACUCAAUGCCGCUCAAGACUUCACAGUACGACAUGAACCUCAAGGCCCAUUGGGAGUCAGACUUGACUACCAGGUCGCGAUAAGUUGGCCGAAAGAUAUCACACUCAAGCCGGCUGUUAGGAGAAUGAUCAUGUUCAGCAGCCAUUUGAAAUUCAAGAAAUCCGUCAAGGACCUUUCUGACGGGCAGCUUUGGCAAAUCGCACAUGAUGCACAUGCGGAAAUGGUUGCCGAUUCUAAGCAGUACGGCAUUCUUCCAAAAGAUGUACCCACCGCCAUGGUCGUGCUGGCUUUUGAGAAUGAGAUUUUUCUGGCUUCCUCCUCCAAGAACGCCGGAAUCUUUGCCUACGAAUAUCCGGAAACCAAAGUGCUCAAAACUCUCCAGCUUUGCCAACUAGAAUUCGAGAAGGAGGGAUUUGGAUCCAAAACACACAAAAACCGUGGCAACUGCGGUGAAGUGAUGGUUGCGCAGUUGUAUUACUCGCAAGGGGACGACAUGCCCUUACUUGCUACCAAGAGCGCCAGAAUCGCUGCAGUCCUCUUGAAUAAAGGCGACACCAGCCCCACUCAGACAGAUCCCUGUGGAUCAGACAGAGAUGUAAGUGAGCCCCCUCACUCGUGCACCGCACAUUUUACCAAAGCAGAGUCUAAGAAUAAGCAGGAUGUCUGGGGCUGCAACAAGUUUGUCGUGGCUGAGGGAAUGACCCCGUUGGACGUGGGCGACACGGCCCUGCCGUACGAUCUCGAGGAGUUGCUCGGAAAGCCUGAAAUCAGCCAGAUUCAGUUAUGCGGCUCACCCACAGCCCCAUCUAGUUCUUGA